GUAAGCUGUGAAUUGUGUACCAAGAUAUUGCCACAGAUUGAUGCCCUAAUCAUAAAUCUCCCAAAAUUUAUAAACCCUCGCCCGCUAAAACUAAAAUUUCACAACCAUCUUCAUCAUCAAGGAUUGUAGCAAGUACUCCAAAUGGCAGCAAGGCACUUGCAGAGAAUCUCGUCAGUUUUCCUUCGAAAUCAAACUAUUAACCGGAAACCAAUGCCAAUUUUUCAAUCUACAAGGAUAAUCGAUCAGUUCUGCUCAGAUAAGAGAGCUAUUCAGACUAAAUCAGAACCUGCGGACACCAAGAAAGUUGCUGUUGAAGUGGAGGAGGUACAAAAUAACUCGAUUAAAGCUAUUGACGUCAACCAGAGCACUUCCUUGAAAUACUCAGUAACUUCGAGCAUGAAAACCUCAGCUAGGCAUGAUCUUGCGAUGGUUUUUACUUGCAAGGUUUGUGAAACAAGAUCAGUUAAGACUGCUACCCGAGAAUCAUAUGAUAAAGGGGUUGUAGUAGCUCACUGCGAUGGAUGUAACAAUUACCAUUUAAUCGCUGACCGGUUGGGUUUUUUUGGAGAACCAGGAAGUAUUGAGGAAUUUUUAGCAGCUCGUGGCGAAGAAGUUAAGAAAGGUUCUCCUGAUACUAUUAAUUUAACUCUUGAUGAUUUAGCUGGAAUUAGGAAGCCCCAGUGAUUUGUGGUCUUUUCCAAUUGUUGGAUUUUUCUGCACUACUUGCUGAUAUUCAAAGGAUCAAGCUUGAUAUUGUGUACUGCUAAUUUGGAAAGUUUUGAAUGAUUAUGAGAAUUUUUUCUAUCA
Messenger RNA from Papaver somniferum (opium poppy), 807 nucleotides. RefSeq names its product DNL-type zinc finger protein. Bases 142 to 684 code for a protein of 180 amino acids. NCBI's taxonomy places the organism in Eukaryota, Viridiplantae, Streptophyta, Magnoliopsida, Ranunculales, Papaveraceae. The record is from RefSeq and is a predicted model, not a curated record. Gene Ontology annotation, cellular component: mitochondrion. Gene Ontology annotation, biological process: protein import into mitochondrial matrix; protein folding; protein stabilization. The transcript is spliced from 2 exons. Gene Ontology annotation, molecular function: zinc ion binding; protein-folding chaperone binding.